This is a messenger RNA of Neurospora tetrasperma FGSC 2508, 1994 nucleotides long. RefSeq lists its product as uncharacterized. The record is from RefSeq and is a predicted model, not a curated record. Bases 1 to 1866 code for a protein of 621 amino acids. The transcript has a single exon. NCBI's taxonomy places the organism in Eukaryota, Fungi, Ascomycota, Sordariomycetes, Sordariales, Sordariaceae.
AUGCCAAAGCCACCAUCACACCCCCGAUACCAAGCCGUGGCGCGGUCGGAACCAUAUCCGAGCAGUGCCAACAGGAACGGUGGCGGUCAUAACAACCAUGAUGGAGGUCACGGUCACAGUGGGCGUCAUGGGAGUACGGGAAUGAUGUAUCACCACGCCGCGGGGUCAAUGAACACCACAGUGGGAGUGACACCCGGGGUUCCACCACCGGCGCAUCAACAAUCAGCGGCCCCGCCGAAUUACGGGUACGGCGGGAAUCCCGGGAUCGGCGCCGGGUCUGGGCCCGGAGCGGGGACUGGAAUGAUGAACCCUCAAUAUGCGACAGCAACAAUAACAUCAACUCCACGGACAAUACCUAGGAAUUUUGGCGGACAACAAUCGUCACCAUCGUCGUCGACAUCGACUUACGGACAGCAGCCGUCUUUUGAAUCCUUACAGGGGCCGAAUCAGCCUCACAACAGCAGCCCCUCUUCAGCGCCAAACUUUCAGCUGACAGGCUAUCAGCACCAGAAUCAUGCCCUACAACAACAACAUUCUCAACACCAACAACACCACCAAGGCCCCACUAUCGUCAACCAAAACGCCGCCCACCCAACCCACUUUCCUCCCCAACCGCAACCACAACAACAACAAGGAUAUCAACCACCAAACCACCACCACCAACCACCUCAAACUCAAGUAGCCCACCCAACCCAAAGUCCAAUUCCUAAUCCGAGCUCGUCCUACAACCCCCGCCCAACCCCCCCUUCCCCAAGCCUGCACAACCCUACAACCUCCUGGACCCCUCGCGAAGACGCCCUCCUUCUCUCCUCGCGCGCCUCGCAACUCCCCUGGUCCGAGCUGCAGCGGCUACACUUCCCCGGUAAGACGGCCAACGCCUGCCGCAAGCGACACGAGCGUCUUAUCGAAAAGCGCCAGGCCGAAGAGGAAGUUGAUGAGGAUCGAUUGGCGCGCAUAGCAGGGGAAUAUGUAAAGAUGAGAGGGGAGCUAUGGCAGGGGUUGGCGGAACGGAUAGGGAUGGAUGUAAAAGAGGUAGAGGAGCGGUGUUUGGGGAUGGGGGUGGGGAGGUUGAAGGUUGCGGGACGGAGAGGGGGGAGGAGGAGGGCGUCGUAUCCUGUUGUUGCGACGGGGAUGGCAGGAAUGGGGCCAGUGUCGACAGUGAUGCCGAUGAUGUUCAGUCAAGGUCAGGGCCAGGGACAGGGACAGGGUGAUGCAGAGGAAGGAAGGAAUUACACGCAUAGUCCGGUACAGAUUGGUUCUACGGGCGCAGGGCAAUCAAUGAUCGGACCAGGGCCGGGACAUGGAAUGGGAAUGGGCAUGCUACCACCGCAAACCGCACCACCACUUACCACUCUGGUGCCGAUACCGCCUCCUACCACCGCUGGACACGGGUACAACGUCAACACGUCUGCCUUACCGACCUCUUCAACACCGGGCAUUCCACCACCACCACUACUUCCUCUGAUGCAGCAGCAGCAACAACAACAGCAACAACCAAGAGUGGCGUUUGGUGGGUAUCUCAACGGACGAUCAAGUUCAAGAAGGCCGACGCAUCCUUUACCUUAUUCUUCUGCGCCACCAUUAGCAUCAGCAUCAGCAUCAGUAUCAGCAUCCACGCCCGUGGGUGUGAGUGCGAACACCAACCCGCCCGGGAGAUUUGAUCAAGGACAAAGACAAGGUCGAGGUCAAGGACAGCAGUGGCCUCGACAAGGAGGCGUGAAUCCCGCCGGGUCCGUGGGAAUGGGGAUGGGGAUGACGGUUCCUGCUGCAUCGACGACAGGACCACCGACGCCACAGACGUGGCAUAGUGGUGGUGGUGGUGGUGGUGGUGGUGGUGGUGGUUAUCCUCCGUCUUCGUUUGGAUAGAGGUAAUGAAUAGGUAGUUUCUCAUUGUGAUGGUCGUCAUGAGAAUGAUGCAUGGCCGUGUCCUUGAAGUAAAAGAAUAGCGUGUUUGUACAUAGAGGUAGAAAGGGAAAAGAUAAUGGUCAGUUAUA